Polistes canadensis is the source of this 654-nucleotide messenger RNA. RefSeq lists its product as uncharacterized. The record is from RefSeq and is a predicted model, not a curated record. NCBI's taxonomy places the organism in Eukaryota, Metazoa, Arthropoda, Insecta, Hymenoptera, Vespidae. The transcript has 3 exons. The coding region runs from base 1 to 654 and encodes 217 amino acids.
AUGGUAUUUAAGUGGGCAGAAGAAGAAGUGGUAAACUUAUUAAUUCUCUAUGGAAAAUAUGAAUAUUUAAAUCCAUUUGAUCAUUUUGAUAAAAAAAUAUACAUAUAUAGAGUAUAUAAACAUAUAGUAGAUGUCAUGAAUAUACCCUCUUUAACAAUAUAUGAUUGCAUUAAAAAAAUAGAAGAUUUAAAAAAGCAAUAUUGUUUUGAAUUAUCAAAAAUUGCGGCUGCCAUAUUAUGUGGAAAAUUGUAUGAAUCCCAAACAAAAUAUUUUAAACUAAUGCAUGAACUAUUUUUCCCAUUCAUUAACUCUGAUAAACAAGUAAGUCAAAAUAAUAUUACAAAAUAUAUGGUUAAAGAUGUUUGCACAGAAAUAAAUUUAAUGGAAAAAAGAAAUGAUGAUGAGUUUGAUAUGUUUGCAAAGAAUAUAGCUUAUCAGUUGCGAAAUAUUAAUUUAAAAACUGCUAUUGAAUUAGAAAAAAGAAUACAAGAUUUAAUAACAGAAGAACGUCUAAGUAAUAAUAAAUAUUUUCUUUCUAGUGACAAUAUUAUUUGUUGCUGUAGUUGUAGUAAUUGUAAAGAAAUUCGUCAAAAGAAUAGUUUUCAAUUACCAAUAGCCGCUAAUAGUCAAAUAUUCAGAACUAAUCAAACGUAA